AUGGCCAUCUGCAUCUGGAGAGGCCUCCGCAGUCCCAAUCUAGCACAGAAGACCCGGAAGAUUCCUGGAGAUCGUCUACAUUUCACAUUGUGGUCAAUAAGGAUCCCUUGUGAGCAUGGCGCAGCGAGGAGCGUGCGGGCCGCGGCCUGCUGCCUGCGCUCUGCCCUGGCGCCCGCUGCCCGGUGCCCUUCGCGACCCUGGGGGCUGCAGGUCGGCGCCAGCAGGUCGCUGCGCAGGGGACCCGCUCUGCUCUCCGUGCGUAGAUUCACAGAGAAACAUGAAUGGAUAACAACAGAAAAUGGUAUUGGAAAGGAGGGAAUCAGCAAUUUUGCACAGGAAGCUUUCGGAGAUGUCGUUUACUGUAGUCUGCCUGAAGUUGGGACAAAAUUGAAAACGCAAGAUGAGUUUGGAGCUUUGGAAAGUGUCAAAGCCACAAGCGAGCUCUACUCUCCUGUGUCUGGAGAGGUAACUGAAGUCAACGAAGCACUUGCAGAAAAUCUAGGGCUCGUCAAUAAAUCUUGUUAUGAAGAUGGGUGGCUGAUCAAGGUGACACUAAGCAACCCUUCUGAACUGGAUGAACUAAUGAUUGAAGAAGCCUAUGAGAAAUACACGAAGUCUAUUGAGGAGUGA
Messenger RNA from Jaculus jaculus (lesser Egyptian jerboa), 630 nucleotides. RefSeq names its product glycine cleavage system H protein, mitochondrial-like. The transcript has 2 exons. Gene Ontology annotation, biological process: glycine decarboxylation via glycine cleavage system; protein lipoylation. Lineage: Eukaryota; Metazoa; Chordata; Mammalia; Rodentia; Dipodidae. Gene Ontology annotation, cellular component: mitochondrion; glycine cleavage complex; cytoplasm. Bases 1 to 630 code for a protein of 209 amino acids. The record is from RefSeq and is a predicted model, not a curated record.